UGAAAUACUGGAAAUUCUGAUUUCCAUAUCCACUUUACACCACAAAAAUUUCAACUAAAGUCAGAUUUGAUUUUGGCAUACUUACUAAGCAAGCAGAGCUUAAGAAAAAACACUCAGAAAUUGUCAUCAAACUUCGACCGAAAAUUUUCGUAGCAAAUGCAAAAGAAGAAUAUCCCAUUUUCAACUCUGUACAGAAACUCACACGUCGAUAUCUGCGGAAACUUUUCCUACUCUUAACACAUUUUAGCCUCUCCGCACUAACCUCACUGGAUAGCAGCUAAUCAUCAAGCACUCGCGUACAAUGUUUCACAACUCCAUACAGGAGUCGAGACUAAACAAUGCGUAUAGAAAUAAAACGAUAUCCGCAACAACGACAACAACAAUUACAUCAACACCACGCACACAUGGCAGCAAUGCAAGCGGCGAUCGAAAUGCCUGUCAAACAAUCGAUAUACGCAAGUUGGCAGCAACAGCGGCACAAUUAGAAGCGGCCAGUAAUGGGCAGCGCAACGAAGCAGCAGCAGCAGCAGCAGCGGAAUCGACGUCUCGGGGAGCGUCGAAUGCAAAUACAACAAAUAAUUACAUCAACAGAAGUGGCAGCAACAGCAGUGGCGGCUAUGCAGCAGCAACACGAUCAAGGUUGAAAACAGCAGCGCAAACAGCAACAACUACUAGAGCAACAACAGCUGAAACUGUAACAAUAAUACCAAAUAAUCUAGCAACAAUAACAAGCACAGCAAACGACACAAGAAUGGCAUCAGCGGCGGCAGCGGCAUCGGCAAUGCGUCACCGAAUGGCGGCGGCGGAUAAUGGCUUGGGUGGUAGCAGCAGCAAUGCCGGUGGCGCGGUUGUGCUCAAUAUCGGCAAUGCAGGCUACCAGCAGGAUGCACUGCAGCGUCAUGGUAGCGCGCACAGCAAUAGCAGUGCCACCGGUGGUGGUCAGCAUCGCACAGCACGUGGCAGUGGGAGCGGGCGCAGUCGGAAUAAGCAAAGAAAACCAAGUUCCUCAAGUGCCAAGGGUGCUGUUGGCGACAGCACAACAAAAACUACAGCAAACUCAAAACCCAUAACAUCAACAAGCAGUAAAAAUCCUACCAGCAAUAAGUCAAGCGCGCCGCCAUCAACAGAAGUAAUCACAGCGGACAGGACGGUUCAGCGCUCGAGCAGCAAACGCAGCGCUGACAAGCCAGCCAGCAGUCAGCAACAGCAAAGCAGUGGUGCGACGACGUCGCAAAGCCGUUCACCGCAACCAAGUCGCCACACACGCCAAUCGCAGUCGUCCUCGUCACGCGAACGUUCACGCUCACGUUCGCGUUCACAACAGCGCAGCGAUGAAGAGCGCGUCCCGCGCAACGAAGUUCGAGACGAUGCAGCAGUGAAUAGCGCUCGACAGCGACGUCGUCACGGUGGUAGUCGCAAUUCGUUGGCAAGCGUGGAGCAAGGCCUUACCGGGGAUUCGGCUAAAAGGCGACGCCGUGAUGUUGAAGAAGAAGGGGACUCCUAUACCUCUUCGUCCGGGUCGAGUUGUAAUGGCUCGUGCAGUUCAGAUGAUGGCGAUUCGAAUAGUUCGACGUCGAGUGGUGAACCGAAUUUGCCGUAUCCAGGAUUUCCGGAAUUCUCUUUCAGGUUUCUCACGCAGAACUGGGUGUUGCGCAACUGGUGCUUGCGGCUCAUCACAAAUCCAUGGUUCGAGCGCAUCUCCAUACUGGUGAUUCUCUUCAACUGCGUGACAUUGGGCAUGUAUCAGCCAUGCGAAGACAAAAAGUGCUUGAAACCACGUUGCCAGGUAUUGCAGAUCUUUGAUGACAUGAUUUUGGUUUUCUUCACAAUCGAGAUGCUUAUCAAGGCGAUAGCGAUGGGCUUGUAUGGCAAAAACACCUACAUGGCAGACUCUUGGAAUCGACUCGAUUUCUUUAUAGUUGUUGCUGGAAUAGUGGAGUCUGUUACGAAUGUGGAUAAUUUAAAUUUCACUGCAAUACGAACGAUAAGAGUUUUGCGACCAUUGCGAGCGAUUAAUCGCAUACCAAGUAUGCGCAUUUUGGUCAUGUUGCUGCUGGACACGCUGCCUAUGCUCGGCAAUGUGCUGCUGCUUUGCUUUUUUGUCUUCUUCAUAUUCGGCAUUAUCGGCGUCCAACUGUGGCAGGGCAUAUUGCGACAGCGUUGCUGGUUAGACGGUUUACCUAUUGACAAAUAUCCUGUCUCCAACUACUACGAAUUCUCCAAGGAGCAGGACUACAUUUGCUCGAAGCCUGGCGACUCCGGCAUGCAUUUAUGUACGGAUUUUCCACCCUAUAAAGUUGGCGACAUGAUUUGUACGAGGCUGGCAUCUGCCAACUAUGAGGACAAUCUACCGACAAAUGAGUCCUGCGUCAAUUGGAAUCAAUAUUAUACGGACUGCAGGGAGACCGCUCAUAAUCCAUUUCAAGGGACAAUAUCGUUUGAUAAUAUUGGAAUGGCGUGGGUGGCGAUAUUCUUGGUUAUAUCACUCGAGGGCUGGACCGACAUUAUGUACUACGUACAGGAUGCGCACAGCUUCUGGGAUUGGAUAUAUUUCGUGCUAUUAAUUGUGAUUGGUUCCUUCUUCAUGAUUAAUCUCUGCCUCGUCGUUAUCGCCACCCAGUUUUCCGAGACGAAAAAACGCGAAAUGGAACGUAUGCGACAGGAGCGCGCACGCUACACUUCCACCUCUACGCUGGCAUCCAGCACCAACAACUCAGAGCCGGCCACCUGCUAUGCAGAGAUUGUCAAAUAUAUAGCGCAUCUGUGGCGGCGUUUCAAGCGGCGCAUGUUAAAGAAAUACCAGCAACAGCAACGCAAAGAAGGUCUCCUACCCAACGCCGACAAUUUGACAUUCUCGCCAUCGCGCAUCAAAUGCCAUCACCCGAAGUGUCCCAAAUAUGGAAAUCGGAAGCCGUCGAGUAUACAGGAUCAAAUGAUCACCGUUAUGGUGCCAUUAAAUUCGAAUAAUAAUAAUGUGAACAACAGCAGCAACAACAAUAACAAUGGCGGUGGUAUGAAUGGUGGGCGCAAUCAACAAGCGGUAACAACAGCACCAACAACUACUUCAAUAUUGGUGCCAACGUCCCAAAACACGACAACAGCCGCAGCACUCACUUUACCCAUUAGCGCCACAACAACAACAAUAGCAAGCACAAUACUAACAAAUGGUGGUCAGUCAACCAACACUGGCUUGCCCAACAAUAUCAAUAGCAACAAUGUGAGCGUUGUCGGCCAACAGCAGCAACAACAACAACAGCAGCAACACUCCUCUUCAGAGAAUUCUGUGCAAUCAUUGGAGCAUACAACGCGUAAUUCAAAUUUGAAAAAAUCGGCAAAUCAUUUGACACCGGAUGCGGCAAAACAACAGACCCAGACACAGGGACAGGGUCAGCAAUCGGGUCAACAGAAGACAAUUUUGCUGAAAUUCCCCUCGAAUGUUGAUUCGGAGCAAUUGAUUAGUAAUCCCUGCACCUCGGGCUUCCUCAGUCCGCCCACAUCGGCUAGCCGCCGUCCGUCGGUGAUGUUCAACGAAUAUGUGCUGCUCCAUACACCACCCGCAAUUAGUGAAGCGCUAACGGUGGCCGGCACAACAACAACAGCAAAUGUGGCGGAGAAGGGCGCUGUAUGUUCGUCGGAGAAAAUGACGCAGGCCGGUGAUGGCAGCAUUUGGCAGGUCAAUCUCCCCCAAACGAUCAACAGUGGCGGCAGCACAAUCACCAAUCCCUACGCCGAUUGCUCCGAACUCGGUAUACACGACGCGAUGACAUGUCAAGAGCUUUUAGCAUUUUCUGUGGCCUUUUCAGCGGCCCUGCCCACCGGUCAAAGUACACUGGAAUCGUUUUACACUUCGUUGGCGCGUUGCGAUCCGCACACCGCCGAAGCGUUGAAAAAUCAGCACAAUCGCCAACAGACACAGCUAAUGAAACAACAGCAACCGAACUCGUUGGUUAUCAGCGAACGACAGUGUAAACGAUUGGAUAACAACACCACCGCCUUGGCGGUUACUAGCAGUGCGGGCAACAAUACCGCCACUACAACUACGGGUCACUAUAUCGAAGACUAUUCAUGCUGCUAUGAUUUAUACCAGAAUGCUUUGUCCCCGCUCGGCGAGAAGAAGCAACGCUCGAAAGCGAUGAAAAUUCUGAUACGGAUUUAUCGGUGCGUAAUGCGUGUUUGCGGUGUGAUGCGACGUUACAUAAAGUUGCUAGUGGAGCAUAAAUACUUUCAGCAAGGCAUACUGUUGGCCAUUCUCAUCAAUACACUCUCCAUGGGUAUCGAAUAUCACGAUCAGCCCGAGGAAUUGACAGCUAUUGUGGAGAAGAGUAAUGUUGUCUUCUCGGCGAUAUUCGCUGUGGAGAUGCUGUUGAAAGUGAUUGCCGAAGGACCGUUUCGUUAUAUUGCGAAUGGAUUCAAUGUCUUCGAUGGCAUCAUCGUAAUACUAAGCGUCAUUGAAAUUUGUCAACAAUUUCGAAAUGGUAAUGGUGGCGGAGGUGGUGGUUCGGGACUCUCGGUAUUGCGCACAUUCCGCCUCUUACGCAUACUCAAACUGGUACGAUUCAUGCCCAAUCUGCGACGGCAACUAUUCGUGAUGUUGCGCACUAUGGACAAUGUGGCUGUGUUCUUUUCGCUGCUCGUUCUAUUCAUAUUCAUAUUCAGCAUAUUGGGCAUGUAUCUAUUUGGCGGUAAGUUUUGUAAAUUUGUGGACGAUACCGGACUCGAACGUGAAUGUACGUGUGACGAAAUAAUCAGGAAAGAACCUAAAUGUGAAUGUGAUCGCAAACACUUCAACAACAUUUUAUGGGCCACUGUUACAGUCUUUCAAAUUCUAACGCAGGAGGAUUGGAAUGUCGUACUAUUCAAUGGCAUGGAAAAGACAAGUCAUUGGGCUGCAUUAUAUUUUGUGGCGCUGAUGACAUUCGGCAAUUAUGUGCUAUUUAAUUUGUUGGUCGCCAUUUUAGUUGAGGGAUUCAGUUCAGAGCGAAAUGAACGUCGCGAACGUGAGCAACGUGAAUUGGUGAAAAAGCUACGCGAAGAGACAUUGGCCGAGAAUUUCAGUGAUGCUAUGUACGAUGAAUCGCGCAGCAGUGAAGCGGAUUCAUCAUCGACAAACGAAAGUUACUAUGAGGUACGAAAUCGUUGGCAUAGCGCCGAGGAUGUACGGAAACUACAAGACUCAACUGAGCUAAUUAUGGAAACGAAGAGUAAUAUGCAAAAGCAACAACAUCAACGUAUGUUAUUGCAGCCCACGCAAGACUAUCAGAUCAAUGAGAGUUAUUUGGGUGGUGUUGGUGUUGGUGGUGGCAGCAGUGGUUCGGGUAGCGGCAGUGGGCGUAAAUCCAGCGAUAAGGAUGCUGUAAGCAAAUUGUCAAUGGAAGAUGAUAAGAAUAAGAAUUUAAAAAAGACAUAUUCUAUAAGAGAGCGCCGCGGUGAUGGGUCACGCCUGCCACGUAUACGCCCAUUGCGCGAACCGCCCAUUAUUACUACAACCGCCGCAACGCCUCAAGAUUCGCCCAAUACCACACUCGAGGGCGGUAUGAGCUUUCGCGGUUGGAAUACCCAAGAUUUGGAAGCGAACGACGGUGGGGCUGGCAGCCAGUGCCCGGGUUCGCCGUCACUUCUCAGACCACCGACUAUCAUAAGCGGCCAACGUUCACUCGACGAAGGCAUUCCGUCGAUUGAUCUCAUACCACCAUCACCUGUACUAACGCACAAGCCAUUGAAUAUACUGAAUGCCAGCCAACUACGAGGAAGCAAUACUAACCUAAGCAGCUGUAAUUUAGUAUCUAACAAUAGUAGUUUACUCCCUAGUGCCCUAAGUAGCAAUAGUAGUGUGCAUAGUGUUGUCAUAGAUGAUAUUUCGAAGAAUUCCGAUGCUAGCGCCUCGGGACCGAUAUUUGUGCCAACAACGAUCUCGACAGUGUCCACAGUCAGCACAUCAUUACCAGCCGGUGCAAGUGCUGCUGGUAGUAGCGUUAUUGUCAAUGGUUGUGCUGGCGGCGGCAGCGCCGUAAGUAGCAUAGAACUAUCGCCACUUGCCGCCGCCGUUGUCGUCACCACAGGUGCUAUGUCGCUGACACCUACAGCGACCACCACAGCAGUAGCAGCAUCAACAGCAGGAACGGCAGUCCCACCCUCAACCCCCUUACUAGCCAGCAGCAAUGAAGCGACGCCGACACUGCCGCCUACAAACGCCUCAACGACAACAACAAUCAGCCCUUCGCUAACCGGCAUGCAGCGCAUACCCAGCCUAAAGCGUUUCCGACGCAGCAGUUCGAAACGAAAGAAGAAGUCUGCCGAUGCCGGCAGUGGCGCCGAAGAUGACGAACAGCAGCAGCUAAACAAUGGCAGCGACAAUUCAUAUCUGCUGGCGCCGCAUAGCAAUGGUGCUUCUAUACGCUCCGACUCAUUUCUGAGUCCGGCGCGAACGCCUACAACAAGCGCCGCACUAACAGCUAACAAUCAGACUAGUCAACACAAGACGAAAGACACAAACCGUCUUAGUCCGCAAAACUCGAUACGUCGUCUCUCCACAACACUCAGCAUUGGCAGUAUACCGCCGUUGGGUAGCCGUCGUGCCUCCGCUUGUAUCUUCAACUCACAGCUGUAUCAAAAUCUUAAUCAGCCGCCCAAAUUGUAUGCACCCUCAGCUGCCCAACGACGCAUGUCUUCAUUCGAGUUGGCCUUCAGCAAAAGUUCCCAACUCAAUUUGCAUAAUUUGGAGGCGAAUAGAAAAUCAAUGUCAUACACGAACUCCAAACUUGAUUUGGACAAAUGGCAGAGAUCGUAUAUGAAUCUUCAAGAACCAGAUAUGUUACAACAAUACAUACAGGAGCGUGAGAAGCGCAAGAGUUCCAUUAGUCAUUACACGCGACAACAGCAACUGCAACAAAAGCAACAAAAGCAACAAGAGCUCGAGAUACCGCAGCAGUCGAUGACGGAACAACAAUCGAUGACACAGAGCUCUGGGCGUAUGACAAAGUUGAAAAUACUCAUCGAACGACUGAAACCGACACACCUCACCGAGAAGAGGGAGACAUACUCGCUAUACAUAUUAGCGGAAGAGAAUAGGUUCCGUGAAAUGUGUGUGUGGUUUGUUAAUCAAAAAUGGUUCGACAAUGUUGUCCUGCUGUUUAUCGCACUCAAUUGUAUUACCUUGGCUAUGGAACGACCAAAUAUACCGCCAGCGAGUAAUGAACGUUUAUUCCUCGCCACAGCCAAUUACGUGUUCACAGCCGUAUUUACAGUGGAAAUGCUCAUUAAGGUGGUGUCGACUGGCAUGUUUUAUGGCACCGAUGCCUAUUUCACAUCCGGCUGGAAUAUUAUGGAUGGCUCAUUGGUUAUUAUAUCAAUCAUUGAUUUAUUAAUGUCAUUGUUUAGCCAAUCGAGUUCAAAGAUAUUUGGGAUUUUAAGGGUGUUUCGACUACUUCGUUCCCUACGGCCGCUGCGUGUGAUCAACCGCGCCCCGGGUCUGAAAUUAGUCGUGCAAACGCUCUUAUCGUCCCUACGUCCCAUCGGCAACAUCGUGCUGAUCUGCUGCACCUUUUUCAUCAUAUUCGGCAUCUUAGGCGUGCAAUUAUUUAAGGGCACAUUCUUCUAUUGCGAGGGUGAAAAUCUUAAAGGCGUUCUUACAAAGACGGAUUGUCUCACACGCGGCUAUGAGUGGAAGAAUCGCAAAUAUAAUUUCGAUAAUCUCGGCAAAGCGUUGAUGUCGUUGUUCGUGUUGAGUUCGCGCGAUGGUUGGGUGAACAUCAUGUAUACGGGGUUGGAUGCGGUGGGCGAGGAUCUACAACCAGUUCCCAAUUACAACGAAUGGCGUUUGCUGUACUUCAUUGCAUUUAUAUUGCUCGUGGGUUUCUUUGUGCUCAACAUGUUUGUCGGUGUGGUCGUUGAGAAUUUCCAUCGUUGUCGUGAGGAGCAAGAGAAGGAGGAGAAAAUUCGUCGCGCCGCCAAACGUGCGUUGCAGAUGGAAAAGAAGCGUCGGCGCAUGCAUGAGCCGCCAUACUACAUUAACUACUCCCCAUCGCGUAUGUUCGUGCACAAUGUGGUUACAUCAAAAUAUUUCGAUCUGGCUAUUGCCGCUGUGAUUGGUCUCAAUGUAGUCACCAUGGCUAUGGAGUACUACGGAAUGGGAGAUCCAUUGGUGUAUACACUUAAAGUCUUCAACUACUUCUUCACGGCAGUCUUUAUACUUGAGGCGAGCAUGAAAGUAUUGACGCUCGGUUGGAGUCUUUACUUGAAAGAUAAAUGGAAUCAACUUGAUGUGGGAAUUGUAGUGCUCUCGGUUGUGGGCAUUGUACUUGAGGAAUGGAAGACUAGUAAAUUUCCGAUUAAUCCGACUAUAAUACGUGUGAUGCGUGUGCUGCGUAUUGCGCGAGUAUUAAAACUACUCAAAAUGGCCAAGGGUAUACGUGCGCUGCUCGACACCGUGAUGCAGGCUUUGCCGCAGGUCGGUAAUUUGGGUCUGCUCUUCUUUUUGCUCUUCUUUAUUUUCGCCGCCCUGGGCGUGGAACUGUUCGGUCGGCUGGAAUGCUCCGAAAGGAAUCCAUGUCAGGGCUUAGGUGAACAUGCACAUUUCGCCAAUUUCGGCAUGGCUUUCCUCACAUUGUUUCGCGUAGCGACUGGCGACAACUGGAACGGCAUCAUGAAGGAUACGCUGCGAGAGGAGUGUGACGAUGAGCCCGAUUGCGUGCGCGAUUGCUGCGUUAACAUGGCUAUAGCUCCAAUAUUCUUUGUGAUAUUCGUUCUAAUGGCGCAGUUCGUAUUGGUGAAUGUCGUCGUGGCUGUACUGAUGAAACACCUCGAGGAGAGCCACAAACAGAUGGAAGACGAAAUGGACAUGGAAGUAGAGCUAGAGCGAGAACUUGUGCGCGAGCAGGAGUUUGAGAGUGAGCAAAAAUUGUGUCAGCAGCUGGAACAGCAAACGCAACCGCCGCCGCCAGCACGCCAGCUGAACAAGAUCAAAUCGUUGCCGAAGAACUUUACCUACAGCACGCCCUCGCUGGACAAGAAGUUCCCAAGCGUGUUGAGCGGCAUCGGUGGCAUAAGUGCCGCUGGCAUUGGCGGCCGCCGCCAGACCGUGCAAUACUUCAAUCAACCAAACGGCAUUAGUUUGGCCGAACUGGGACAAGGCACACAGGCUAGUGUCGGUGCAGGUGCUGCUGUUGGCAGCAGUGGUGGGUCUGGUGGUGGCGGUGGUGUUGGCGUUGGCGUUAGCGGCGCGCUUAACGCACCACAAUCGUUCAACGCACGCCUGAGCACAACAGCUGCGGAAAACAACUUUGAUACAAAACUCCAACUUCAACCGACAGCGGGUGCGCUGGGACGGCGUGGCCGUCGCAGUUCGACCGCGUUCCGUAGUAAACGCGGCCUGCUCGCCAAAGAACGCUCCCUCGAUGAGCAGGCCAUACGCCGACGCACGCUAGAAUCAAAGCGCAUGAGCUGUGACUCACUACCACGGGGUGGCGAUAGCAUUGAUUUUCGGCGUGGCACAAUUUUUGAAAGUUUAGAGUCGGAUGGCGCCGGUAGCCCCUCGUCCACGUACGAUGUGCGCAGCAUACGCAGCGAAGACGUGGUAGCGACAGCAAACGCUACUGCACGCAGUAGUGGCGCCUCGGAUGCGCUCAGCAUUGUAAGCGCAAGCGUUAUUAGUGAAAAAACUACAACACCAAUUACUGCACCGUUAGCAACAACCGCUGCAACGGCGGCACUGCCAAUCGGCGGUGCCUUAACAACCGGAUCAGCGUCACGUCGAACUUACGGACGCUCACUAUCAACCGAUCAAGCAACUAGCAGUGGACCGAGUAGUGGACGCGGCACCAGUGGUGGAUUGCUGUCCGUACCGCGUAGCAUGCCACCACGUAGCCGAAGUGGCAGCACCAAACAGCUUUUCAAACAGCAAGCGCUCGACGAAGAUCCCGAUAUGGAUGAAAAUACGCUGCUGUUGCCGGUUGUCGUCGAGAGUAGCUGUGACGGCAACAACAGUGCCUCCACAACCACUAACAACGGCAAUGGCAAUGUGCAUAGCAACGACAAACUUAACAAUAAUAGCUGUAACGGUGCCAAUAAUGCAAAUAUCAGUGGCAAUGGCAAUGGCGUUGUCGCUGUCGCUACGGUCAUGGAUCAGCUUGCGUUAAGCAAAUCUGACUCGGCCGAUAUAAUGCGCAUCAUUUCGGAGCGCAGACUCAUGGAUCAGCGUGACAAUAGUGGUAAUGAGGAUUCUGACUACAAAGAGUUGUUGCUGGUGAAAUCACCGCACUCCUCCGCUGAUGGCUAAAAGGAAUUAAAUACUAUAGGCUAAGAGUAGCGUACACAAACAAACUAACUAUUAUAACUAAAUAUACUAUGUAAAUGGAAUUAUAGGAAAUAUUUAUAUGUAUAUGUAUAGUGGUAGUAGAGUUAACAGAUUAAACGAACUAAUGUUGAACAGCAACACAUAUUCAUACACAUAAAAGAAUUCAAAGUUGCAUAGAAAGAUUUGUACAUGCCCAUUGAAGAAAAUAGAAACUUCUGUUUUGUUGUUAAAAUUUUUCCACUAACCACUGUAAAUGGAGGUGUAUCAUCGAAGGCUCGUAAUUAGAGGGUUUGUGUAUUUUUUUCCUUUUCUCGUUUUACAUCGAAAGUGCAUACAAUCUGACGCUGUUUUGAGCAAACCAACGAAUAGUGAGCGGUGAUUCCUUCAAAUUCACCGAACGCCGAUUAACGGUUUGAUGUCGAACCCAUCUUCGCAUUCUGUACAUCGUGUAGCCAGUAGAAUGACAGUCUUCGAAUGCACUUCGACGUAUAGUUGUUCUCGUGACGAAGCCCCAGAAGACAUAACUACUCGUUAUAAGCAAGGAUGAUAGAUUACCAGGUUUGGUCAUCAGCAGUGGUGAAAAACGAAAUGGGGCGAGUGUCUUCGGCUGCCCCCCGGCUGCUACCCGCUCAUUUCACACGUAUUCACACACUCUUGCAAUUAGUCGGUGCUCAGGCAACAACGAGGUAACAUGAGGAGUGGCUGUGCUGAUUUUUUUGUAUAACACCAGCACAAUAUCAGUUUACCGCUGUCAUGACCCCUUUACGUCAGUCAAUUAGCUGAUGCUUUCAAAUGCGUUGAGUGCCGGUUAACGGUCUGAUAUUGGACAUACCGUUUCCCACCAUGCCAUACAGGCAAAGGCGCGAUCAGUUAUAUGACUUACAAAGCCUUCUUUAUCAGGCGCCUAAAUUUUACUUAAAGCAGUUAUUUUCAUAAUUUUGUUCCAUUAUUUUCGAAUCCACCAUUAGAGAUUAAGUGCUACUUCUGGCUUAUUUCCUCUCUUCAAAGACCGGUUAAUUACUUUUAUUAUUUCCACUCUUCAAGGAUCGGUUAAUCACUCAAAAUGUGCUCAGAGGUCUAGUCCACAUCGUGUCUUGGCAAGCAAACUCCACAGUUGAUGGUGGGGGAGCUGGUGGGCAGUCGUUGAUUACAACUAGUAUACCAUUGCUGGCGAUACUUUCCACUUGUAUAUAUGUCUACACAAUCACUGGAGACUUUUCUUAAAUGUUUAAAAUUAUUUCUGUUGAAGAGAUUCCGAAAGCGCUUCGCUGUAAAUUUUCCCACACUUUGAUUAAUCUUGUUUCACAAUUCUCAUCACAAAUACUAACAAACACAACUCUGUAGAUACAAUCGUGGGCAUGUUGCAACUUUUAGGAAAUCUUCUGAGCUAUACGAAACACUAACAACACAAAUGGAAUUUUAGCACCAAACCAAUUAAACUACAUACAUUUCAAUACCGAAAUUCAUAGUGAAAAUAGUACAUUUGAAUAAAAAUUAAGAAAUACAAUAGUUUUAGGAAAAAUGUUCAAAACUAUGUAUGUAUGUAUGCAUAUUAGACUAGUGCAGUUGUUUAUAUAUUUUUCGGAAUUAUGAAACAAAAAAUUUCAUAUAACAAAUGUAAAAAUGCAACACUAUAAAGGAACACUGUUAAAAAACUUGUCUAUAAAAAUCAUCAACUCUGUGAUUAGCUGUAAAAAUUACUGAUUAAAAAUCAUAGCUUCAAAAAGUGAGUAUAAUUAUAAAAAAAAUCCGUAGUUACGAAAUAAUUUUAUUUUAUUACAGUAAUUACUGUAAUAAGCAAAAUAUAGAGAAGUAAGCAGAAAAAACUGAAGAAAAAAUAAAAAAAAAACAAGAGAAAAAGUAAAAAUUUGUUAUCGAUUACUAAACGAAAACUUCAACUGGAAUAACUGUAAUAAACAUCUGAGCGCAGAAUCUUCCUAACCAGAACUAAGAGUGCAAGUUGUGCAACAAUUAGUAAAGAAAAUACUAUAAAAAUAUAAUAUUUUGUAUAAAGUAAAGUUUAGUUAGUAUGGAAAAGAAGCAUAAAAAAUUG
Messenger RNA from Anastrepha obliqua, 12344 nucleotides. RefSeq lists its product as uncharacterized. Gene Ontology annotation, biological process: calcium ion import; sodium ion transmembrane transport; neuronal action potential. The transcript has 21 exons. The record is from RefSeq and is a predicted model, not a curated record. Bases 302 to 10273 code for a protein of 3323 amino acids. Lineage: Eukaryota; Metazoa; Arthropoda; Insecta; Diptera; Tephritidae. Gene Ontology annotation, cellular component: neuron projection; voltage-gated calcium channel complex; plasma membrane. Gene Ontology annotation, molecular function: voltage-gated sodium channel activity; low voltage-gated calcium channel activity.